This is a messenger RNA of Brassica oleracea var. oleracea, 1283 nucleotides long. RefSeq names its product GATA transcription factor 25. Bases 141 to 1064 code for a protein of 307 amino acids. The record is from RefSeq and is a predicted model, not a curated record. Gene Ontology annotation, molecular function: zinc ion binding; protein binding; sequence-specific DNA binding. Gene Ontology annotation, biological process: regulation of DNA-templated transcription. The transcript is spliced from 8 exons. NCBI's taxonomy places the organism in Eukaryota, Viridiplantae, Streptophyta, Magnoliopsida, Brassicales, Brassicaceae.
GCCAAUUGGUGAGUGGAGUUGAUCGAGUCGACUCAGAAGUUGCUGCGAUUCACCGUUUUACCGUCGGUGAAUUCCACAACGGCCAAUCUCUCUCCUCCACACGCGCCGAUCACCAUCUCUCUCUCUCUCUCUCUCUCGCGAUGUUUGGUCAUCAUACCCAACCCGAGAUUAACCCUAAUCAGAUCGGCAGCAGCUCCGCCACCGUUGGCGAAGACCAUGUCUCCGCCUCCGCUGGUCACAUUCCUUACGACGAUAUGGACGAUAUCCCUCAUCCCGAUUCCAUCUACGCCGCCUCCGAUUUGAUCCCCGAUGGCUCUCACUUGGUUCCUCACCGAUCCGAGGGAUCUGAGUUACUAGGUUCACGGCCGAUGGAGGGAGCUACUCAGCUAACGAUCUCGUUCCGUGGUCAAGUUUACGUUUUCGAUGCUGUUGGUCCUGAAAAGGUUGAUGCUGUGUUGUCGCUAUUGGGUGGUUCUACUGAGCUCUCUUCUGUGCAGCAGGGGAUGGAGCUGGCUCCACAGAAUCAUAUGCCUGCUGUUGUGGAAUACCAGAACCGCUAUAGCCAUCCACAACGGGCACAGUCAUUGGAUAGGUUUCGGAAGAAGAGGAAUGCUAGGUGUUUCGAGAAGAAAGUACGAUAUGGUGUUCGCCAGGAAGUGGCGUUAAGAAUGGCACGUAAUAAAGGUCAAUUCACCUCUGCAAAGAUGACCGAGGGGGCUUAUAACUCGGGCACAGAUCAAGACUCUGCACAAGAUGAUAGCCGUCCAGAAAUACUGUGUACUCAUUGCGGUAUUAGUUCCUCAUGUACACCGAUGAUGCGACGUGGACCUUCAGGCCCCAGAACUCUCUGCAAUGCCUGUGGACUCUUUUGGACUAACAGGGGUACAUUGAGAGAUCUCUCUAAGAGAACAGAAGAGAAUCAGAUGGCAAUAAUAAAACCUGUCGAAGGUGGGAGUGUUUCUGAUGCUAACAACUCGAACUGUGAACCUGCAACAGUCGAAGGACACGCUGCCUUGGUUUCUCUUGCUAAUGGGGAUCAAUCUAAUCUGUUAGGUAAUCACUAAACACUGUGAUAAGAAUCAGAAGAUAGACGAGAUCCUUGUAGUAUCAGCUGUUCAUCUGUAUGAUUUUAUCUCCUCACCACCACAUGUAUUAUAGAGACCAUAACCGAACACAAAAAAUCGAAUUUACAAUAUCAGAUGUUAAUGGUUUCAAAAGCUUGAUGAUUGGAAUUGUGUUGCACUGUGUGUGUAACCAUUAUCCAAUAUAAGAGUGAAUAUCUU